UAUAUCAAUAAACACACAUUGUAGACACAUAACAUAUUAACAUCAAACACCAUGACGUAUUCAACAAUGAAACGGUCACUGGAUAUUGAGUUAAUCUCAGCGGAAGGACUCAAGGUAGAUCGAAAACCUGUGAAGAGAAAGACAUUCUGCAUAGUCAGGAUAGAUCAAGACAUUCGGUUUUGUAAACCGGAUGAACUAGGUGGGAGUUAUCCGGUUUGGAAAGAAAAGAUCGAGAUGGACAUGGCGAUGAACGGUAGUGUAAGGUUUAUCUCCAUUGAGGUUUUAUAUAAAACAAGUGGUGGAGCUGACAAGAAUGUUGGGUUCGCUAAGAUUCCAGUGACGGAUUUCAUGGGAGGUUUUGCUCCUCAAGGGCAUUUGAAUUUCUUGAGUUACAGGUUGAGAGACGAGUAUGGAGACAAGAGUGGGAUCGUCAAUGUGUCAAUAAUGGUGAAGCCUGACGGUAACAGUUUAAAAUAUUCAUCGCCUUCGUUGGCGGCUCCAGCGGAAUAUGGUGUGUGUUCUUCACAGGCGGCGGCAGUGAAUGGUCAGAUGUGGAGACCGAGGACAUCUUCAUCAAUGGCAUUGACGGCUGGUUAUGGAGGCCGUGUAGUAACCGGAGUUCCUGUUUGGAGUGCUUAUUCACGGUCAUCUUAAGUUUUUCUUGUUUUUACAUGUUUGUCUGAACAGAUUUUUCUUAAUGUUUUUGUUUGCCAUAUAUGAAUUCCGAAAUUCAUGGUGAAAAAUACGUCUGAUUAAUCAUGAAAUCUGGUAUAUAAAUAAGUAUUAUGAAAUAA
Molecule: messenger RNA, 794 nt
Organism: Eruca vesicaria subsp. sativa (arugula)
Lineage: Eukaryota; Viridiplantae; Streptophyta; Magnoliopsida; Brassicales; Brassicaceae
Source: the annotation of a GenBank genome assembly